AAGAAAAAAAAUGAGGCUAUUAUCCGAAGAAGAAAGGGAUAUUCUUUUAGAUGGUAUGGUUGAAUUAAGACGAAUUGGAUGUCGUAACCCAUUCGUAAUAAUGGCUGAAGUCUUACCUCAAUUCAAUGCUCGUCAACUUAAUAACUACUGGCGUAACUAUCUAGAUCCUGAAUUAUGUUAUUAUGAUUUGGAUGAUGAGGAAAAAACGUAUAUUGAUGGUUGGAUUUCACAAAAUAGAAUAGGAAAUGGUAUCAUUGAAUGGAAAAAUCUACGACAAGAUUUAAAAAAUCAAUAUGGUUUUUUACGACCCGAGAAUAUGGUGAAAAAUUACUGGUACUCAAAACAAAGACGAAUUGUUGGAGCGGCUGGGAUUGCUGGGGCGACUGGAAUGACCGGAAUUGUUGGGGCAACUGGAAUUUCUGGGGCAGCGGGAACUGCUGAAGCGAUUGUACUACCUCCCAUAUCUUUUAUUUUGAAUUUUCCCUUCGACCCUAAUAGUCCUAACAUGUGUGUUCUUCCGCCUAUUCAUAAUCAACAUCAAGGUGGUUUGGUAUUACCAACUUUGCAGCCAUAUUUUUUUAAACAAGAAGAGUACAAAUUCUUGGUCCGCAUAUAGAGUAUAUCGUAAUUAAUUUUACCACUACUAGUAGUUAUAAACUUAUAAUAAUAAUAACAAUAAUAGUAAUAAUAAUAAUAAUAGCAUUACAUAAAAUUAUUCAUCC
Rhizophagus irregularis DAOM 181602=DAOM 197198 is the source of this 722-nucleotide messenger RNA. RefSeq lists its product as uncharacterized. Lineage: Eukaryota; Fungi; Glomeromycota; Glomeromycetes; Glomerales; Glomeraceae. The record is from RefSeq and is a predicted model, not a curated record.